CACACCAUAUUCCGUGCUCUUCGCUGGCACAAGCUGUGACGUCAAGACACGUCCUCUUCCUGGCUUCCAGUCGCUGGUUGCCUCGGUGACCGGCUAGCGAGCUGGCUCCGGGCCCGGUAGCGGGUUCUCCUAGCCAUGGGGACGAGCAAUGGCAGCAAGAGCCUGACCCCGGGGCCGUCCCCUCCCGACCCCAGCCCCACUGCUCCGGGCUGUGGCAACGGGGCAAUGAUGGGCUCUUUCGGGAUCUUCUUGCAAGGCCUGCUGGCUGUGAUGGCUUUCAGCAUCCUCAUGUUAAAACGCCUUCGAGAACCAAAGCAUGAAAGACGUCCUUGGAAAAUCUGGUUCUUGGACACAUCCAAGCAAGCUAUAGGGAUGCUGUUUAUCCAUUUUGCAAAUGUCUACUUGUCGGACCUUACUGGGGAAGACCCUUGCUCUAUAUAUCUUAUUAACUUUCUCCUGGACGCUACAUUGGGGAUGUUGCUUAUCUAUAUUGGUGUUCGAGUGGUGAGUUGCAUCGUGGAGUGGAGGCAGUGGGAGUCCCUGCGAUUCGGCGAAUAUGGUGAUCCUGUGCAGUGCAAAGCCUGGGUUGGGCAGUGUGCCCUCUACAUUGUCAUUAUGAUGUUCGAGAAAACAGCCAUCGUCCUUGUCUUGCUCAUCCCGCAUCUCAAAGAGGUUGCCAAGGUAAAACCUAUAAAAAAUCCUCAACUGGAGCUUGCAACUGUCAUGCUGAUUGUUCCAUUUUUUGUUAAUGCAUUAAUGUUUUGGGUCGUGGACAAUUUUCUAAUGAAGAAAGGCAAGACAAAGGCCAAGACGGAAGAAAGGGAGGGCAGCCCAGACUCUCGGAAUGGCACCACGGUCCGAUACCGGCGGACGGCUUCAUAUGACGAAUCAGAAUCCGAAAUUCUAAUAUCAGCAGAUGAUGAAAUGGAAGAGUCAGAUGGGGAGGAUGACUUGCGCAGACUUACCAAUUCCAAGCCGGUUAAGAAAAAGAAGCACAGAUUUGGCCUUCCUGUAUGAUGCGGUUUCCAGUCUCAGGAGAACAAAGGCUCCAUUAAGCAAGGCCUUGCAAGAGGAACAGGAUAGUGUUUGGCUGUUUGUUAUGUAGCCUCUACCUCUACUGUCCAGUUAACUUGGAAGAUGGGAAGGGAUCUCUCCUUAGGGGACGCUAAGGAUAAGGGCACGGGAGGCUUGUUUUGCACUACAGGCUGCUGCACGCACAUACCUUAAAGCAGGUGCAUUAAAGGACAACCUAAGUUCAACUGCUGUUCUGUGGAUGGUGGAAAAGCAGAGACAGUCCCUUACUUUAUCAGCAGUCUUACAAAUAAUUCUGUUUCUGCAGUUCUGCUCAUUGCUGAGAAGACUUUAAUGAUUGAUGGCCCUUUCUUACUGAAAGUGUCUUCUUUUUCACCUUCCAUUGUUCCAAUUGUGUUCCAUUCAGCUCCUGUUGCCUCUGUCAAAUAUGUAAAAUGGAUGGGAUUAUCUUCGUAAUUUAACACGAACAAGACCUGUCUCUGUACUAACCUAUACUAAUGACCGACUUCGGCAACUGUCACUACCGCACAUCAGCCCGACGGAGAAUGUGAAUAUGCUCACUUGGUAUUUCAUCUGGGAGAGUCGCCUGUCGCGGGUGCUAUGAGCUGUGCAAAACACUUGAGUUUACAGAUGUCUCUUUUCUAUGCAUUCAUACGUUCCCUUGUAAUCUGUAGCUGCUCUUAAAAAUUGUCUCCAGAGCUAUACGGUAAAACAUUCAUUCAGCUUUUGGUACCCCCCAACUUCCCAGAAUGUUUCAUGUCUUGCGUAUAAAUGACCAUAAUGGUAUAGCUAUGCUAUUUGCUACUGGCCUGAAAAUUGUAAAUGAUCUAGUAUUGCAAAUGGCAGAUUAAACCAGAAGUAAGGUGUAGUAGAUAACCUAUAGCUGCAAUCCAGUGCUUACAUUAAAGGAACAGUAACGCCAAACAAAUAAAGGGUUUUAAAGUAAUGAAAAUAUCAUGUAGUGUUGCUCUGCACUGGUAAAACUGAUGUUUGCUUUAGAAACAUUACUAUAGUUCAUAUAAAUAAGCUGCUGUGUAGCAAUGGCAUCAAUUGAAAAAAGCCUAUAUGGCACAGGUUAAAUAGUAGAUAACAGAUCAUACCAUUAUGUUCUACAGAGUUUAUCUGAUGUGUAAUCUGAGCAUUUUCUCUUUUGAAUGGCUGCCCCCAUUGCUACACAGCAGUUUAUUUAUAUAAACAAUAGUAGAGUUUCUGAAGCAAACACAGCAGUUUUACCAGUGCAGGGCAACACUUGAAUUUUUUGAUGUUACUGGUCCUUUAAGGUUAAAGAACCCUUCCUUUCUCAGGGAGAACUCUUUGUUUUUCUUCUCACACUGACGGCUCUGAUGUUCUAAAUCUCACAGUCUCACACUUAAUCACAAAGCUGGACUCUCUUUGGGACUGAGGCUGCACCUCCGCUUGGAGCAGACCAUGAAUGAAGGGGCCAGAAGAGGAAGAAGUGUGUAUCUCUAAUGCUCUUGCUGCCAGACUGUUCGGCAGUACCAAAAUAUUCACCCUUCUCCCAUCUUUAGGAAAGACUCUGCCUUAACAUUAUUCUAUUCCUUACAGAUGACUGGGGGGGGGGUUCAGUCAUUCCUUAAUCCCUUUGCUUUCAGAAGGAACUACAGUUCUACUGCACAACUAAUUGUGGUCCUUACUGGAAACAAAGUGUCCAAAAUAGAUUAAUUACCCCGAGUCUCUCUGCUUUUUUUUUUCCUGCUUUUUGUGCACCUUUUUAAUUUAUAUUUUCAUACGUUUUAAAAGCUAUUUUCUGCAAAAGGUCAAAAAGGUGACAAUUGUUUGUGUAGAUUUUAUUUUAUUGGUAUUACGUACAUAACAAUAAUGACUUUCCUACUGACUGCACAAUAUCUACUUUUUCUCCAAUGUAUGUGUCUGCAGGACUCUAUGCUAUAUUUUGGGUUUGGUACUAUGGGAGAAAUCCUCAUUUAAAGGGACAUAUUCUGCAUUAUUUUGUAUCGCUGGUUAUUCAGCAGAGGUCUGUUACGUUUUUUUAUUUUUUCGCUUUGUAACCCUUAACUGCCAGAUCAGCCUGCAGUAUAUUAAUCUGUUACCUUACAAAUGAUUGCAGGCCCUUCAACACUGAAAUGAUUGACGAUUAUAGGAAUACGUUACACAGAUAAGUGCUUUCCCUUUUUAUAACAUAAGUGUAUGCCAGAUGGAUGCACUUUUUAUUGACUUGUGAAAGGGGUGGGGAGGGAUCAGCAGAGGUUAUUGCUUUGGUCUCUUCUCUAUAAAUACAAGUUUUCAAAAGGUGA
This is a messenger RNA of Xenopus laevis (African clawed frog), 3305 nucleotides long. It is a transcript of the gene stimate.S, whose product is annotated as STIM activating enhancer S homeolog. Gene Ontology annotation, molecular function: calcium channel regulator activity. Lineage: Eukaryota; Metazoa; Chordata; Amphibia; Anura; Pipidae. Gene Ontology annotation, cellular component: membrane; cortical endoplasmic reticulum. The coding region runs from base 136 to 1017 and encodes 293 amino acids. The record is from RefSeq and is a predicted model, not a curated record. The transcript is spliced from 8 exons.